Messenger RNA from Solea senegalensis (Senegalese sole), 841 nucleotides. RefSeq lists its product as uncharacterized. The coding region runs from base 169 to 486 and encodes 105 amino acids. The record is from RefSeq and is a predicted model, not a curated record. The transcript is spliced from 5 exons. Lineage: Eukaryota; Metazoa; Chordata; Actinopteri; Pleuronectiformes; Soleidae.
AUAUUUGCACUGCGUCGCCUUUGAACUGAAUGAAAGAAGCAUAAGAGGAAAUAAUGUGUGUGUCCCUGUUCUCCCACACAUGAAACACAAGGAAUGAAAGCAAACGCAGCUCACUGAAUGUGUCACAGAGGUGUCAGCUGAGGUGCUCACAGCAGAGGGGUGUACUGUAUGGAGGAGGAGACAAAACAUGAAGAAAUGCUUUUUAACCUCACAACUCCAAAGAUUUCACCCUUACUCCCCAACCCUGGAUACAUAAUCGCCCCAUGUGUGAUCCUCAUACUGAUCGGAUGUGUUGUGGCAGUGGUUGCGUAUAUGAGGACGAAAUCAAGAUUGGAUGAACUACGGCACAGGCUGAUUCCCUUGUACAGCUAUGACCCUGCAGAGGCAGAAGACUGGAGGGAAGAGGGCAGGUCGGAUGACGAGGAGCUGACUGAACCUUUAUACACCGAGGGAAAGCUGUCGCUUUCUUCGGAUUAUGGAAUUUGAAAAGAAACGGUGGCCGACAGAGGAGAGAUUUCUUCUUUUAUUUGUAUGUUUUGUGUAGUAGAUCCUACACAGACACAGCAUGUCUGCUAUUUAACAAGCAUAAUAAAGAACAUCAUCAUCAUCAUCAAGCAAAUAAAUAGGAAAAUAGACAAACCUGUAAGAAAAUGUAAAAAUCAGUUCAUGUCAUACCACAAUUUCUUCCUCGAUAACAUGCUGAUGUCACAGCAGACAGUAGAUGGCAGUGUAACCCUGUUUUUAGUGUCAGCUGGAGAAUCAUGUAGUUGUUGUUUCAAACUAUGAAAUGUUUUGAAGACAAAAAUGUUCACUUCUAUGGGCAAUAAACUGAAAAACAGAA